Messenger RNA from Phlebotomus argentipes, 1849 nucleotides. RefSeq names its product PDF receptor (gene Pdfr). The record is from RefSeq and is a predicted model, not a curated record. Lineage: Eukaryota; Metazoa; Arthropoda; Insecta; Diptera; Psychodidae. The transcript is spliced from 7 exons. Bases 348 to 1652 code for a protein of 434 amino acids. Gene Ontology annotation, biological process: cell surface receptor signaling pathway; adenylate cyclase-modulating G protein-coupled receptor signaling pathway. Gene Ontology annotation, molecular function: G protein-coupled peptide receptor activity. Gene Ontology annotation, cellular component: plasma membrane.
AUCGGCGCUUCGCCAGUUCAGUUGCAUCGCGACCACCUGAGAGCCUAGCUGAGAAGUUCUUCUCCUGGUGAAAAGAGUGUGAGUCAGUCUGUGUGGUUCUGUGCACACUUUUGGAUGUACUGUGAACACUUGAGCGUGAAAUAUUCAUCAAAUUGUGCCAAUUGCGACGAUCACGCGUCCUGAGCGACACUUUCAGCGCCAGCAACGGUCUACGAGGAAUACUUAAGCCUUAAUGUGACUUGCCCAUGUGUGAUUAUGCAACAAUGCCUGAAUGCCAUCGCGAUGUCCUUUCAGGAUACACGCCAGAGUGCCAAUGACAGCGCUAAAGCACUGACGGAGAAGGAACAAUGCCCAUGGACGGUGACACAGACUUAAACUACUUCUUGCUCAAUCGGACCUUCGAGUCAUGUGCCCUCAAGUAUGAGGACUUCACCAUGCCCGUGACAGCUUCUUAUUGCAAUUGGACGUGGGAUAGCGUUCUAUGCUGGCCACCAACGCCAGCGGGCACAAUCGUGAGACAGAAGUGUCCCUUGCGCCACGGCCUGGACCCAAGCAGAUACGCCGAGCGGCGGUGCAGCGUAAGAGGCGAGUGGAUAGGAAGGAAUGGCUCUUCGGACAUCCAGAAUUACACUGGAUGGACCAACUAUACGCCUUGCUACACGCCGGAAAUGCAGCAUAUCAUGAAUAUGCUCUACCUCAACGGAAACACCGCCAAGGAUAAAUUCAAUAUUGCCGAGCGAACGCGCGUGCUGGAAAUUGUGGGCUUCAGCAUUUCCUUAGCUGCCCUCAUUCUCUCCCUGGUCAUCUUCUUGCGCUUCCGCAGUCUCCGCAACAAUCGCACGCGCAUCCACAAGAACCUCUUCGUGGCGAUGGUCAUCCAAGUGCUGAUCCGCCUCAUUCUCUACAUCGACCAGGCCGUCAUUCGCGCGUACAACGACGGCUCAGUCGCCCGCCAUGGAAUCGACAACACGCCCCUUCUCUGUGAGGCUUGUUACGUCCUGCUGGAGUACGCCAGGACAGCCAUGUUCAUGUGGAUGUUCAUCGAGGGCCUGUAUCUGCACAACAUGGUGACCGUGACUGUGUUCCAAGUACGCUUUCCCUUCUUCACCUACAUCGUCCUCGGCUGGGGCGGACCAAUCUUCCUCACCGCCAUCUGGGGCACAAUCACGGCCAAGUAUCAGGCCCAUCAGCAGUGCUGGUGGGGCUACAAUCUCACCUACUACUACUGGAUCCUCGAGGGACCACGACUCACUGUCAUCCUGCUCAACUUCUGCUUCCUGCUCAACAUCAUCCGCGUGCUGGUGGUUAAACUCCGCCAAUCGCAGACCAGCGACAUCGAGCAGGUGCGUAAGGCCGUGCGGGCGGCUGUGGUCCUCCUGCCAUUGCUCGGCAUCACCAACAUACUGUCCAUGACGGCGGAGCCGCUGAAGAAGUCCGUCCUGGAGUUCGCGCUCUGGUCCUACACCACCCACUUCCUCACGUCCUUCCAGGGCUUCUUCAUUGCACUGCUGUACUGCUUCCUCAACGGCGAAGUGCGCUCGGCCCUGCUGAAGAGCUUCCGCGCCUACAUUGACUACCACGGCGUGUGGAACACGCAGCAGCCGCGACGGCAGUCCUUCUACAGCGUGGCCUACACGCCAGCCAUGGCGUAAUUACCAUCAGAACUCUCAGUGCGAUGUCAGGAUAAUGUUAUACAAUUUUACACGAAAAUAGAGGAUUUUUCGCGCAUUCUCAUCUUAUUGGGUACUCUAAUGGGCGAUGCAUACGAUUGGGCGUGAUUUUUUCGCUCACUGAAUAUUUCGCUUUAUAGGAGCAACUGGAACGUUCUUUAAAAUCGAACUUGAGUCAA